Drosophila grimshawi is the source of this 6745-nucleotide messenger RNA. It is a transcript of the gene Pi4KIIIalpha, whose product is annotated as phosphatidylinositol 4-kinase alpha. The coding region runs from base 174 to 6563 and encodes 2129 amino acids. The transcript has 11 exons. Gene Ontology annotation, biological process: phosphatidylinositol phosphate biosynthetic process; phosphatidylinositol-mediated signaling. Gene Ontology annotation, cellular component: cytoplasm; plasma membrane. NCBI's taxonomy places the organism in Eukaryota, Metazoa, Arthropoda, Insecta, Diptera, Drosophilidae. The record is from RefSeq and is a predicted model, not a curated record. Gene Ontology annotation, molecular function: 1-phosphatidylinositol 4-kinase activity.
AAAUAAACAAAUUGAUUACAUUAUUAACGAAUUGAAGUGCUUGUGCUUGUGCUUGUGCAUUCAUAUCCAACCAUUGCAUUUAAGCCACUCGCGGCUCGAAUCCCCCCCAUCAACUGCAUCAUUAGUUGCUGGUGGCACUCAAACCAAUAUUUUGUUUGGAGGUGUGUGGAAAGAUGACCGCCUCGGACAAGUAUACUUAUCAGCGGACGGUGCUAUGCUUGGCCCGUGUACUGGCUGGCAUUCAGCCCACGCCAUGGGACAAGGUGCAAACGCUAUUCCGCUACUGUCCGCAGGAGAAUGCAUCGGGCGUAUUUUGCUUGGACUCGAGGGCCCAGGAUGCGGUCAUUGCAUUGGGCAUUUACUUUCUGGAAGGUGGCUGCCAGCACGAAUCACAAAUCGUGCCCUAUCUGCUGCGACUGGCCAAGAGCCUGCCCAAGGCGAGAAUACACGAUGAGCGCAGCAGUAAAGUCGAACGUGUACGCAUACCGGCAGCGGAGAAGUUUAGUUUCUGUUUGAACACACUGCUAUCGGAUAUAGCAGCGAAAUGUCCAGAGUCGCGGGAGGAGAUCAUACUGAAUCAGGUGGAGACGCUGGGCACACUGGCGAAUAUCGUGAAGCCCGGCAAGGAUAGCAAUUCGGCGCCACCGCCAAUGGUUUUGUGCAACGCAACGGUGCCGUUGCUAUUCGGUUUGGCCAGAUCGAUGGGUCGCUAUGCGAGCAAUGAUCCGCCGCUGUUGUGCCGCAUCUUUCCGCCUGAACAGCUGCACAUACAACGUGCCAGCGCUGGCGGUGGCAAUGGCACUUACAAUAACAGCUCCUUUAGCAGCAGUGAACGUUUGGCGACCACACAAUUUCGUCCAAUCAUACCGCGUUCGAUGUCCGGCACCUUGGCGAACCAUAAUCACAAUUCGAAUUUGGAUGACCAUCAUCAUCGUAUGCGCCCAUUGGGGGGCUCUGGCAGGCAGAGAGCAUCGUUGCACACGUAUUUCUCCGUACCGUAUGAUCCACGUACGCAUUUCUUUACACGCUACGGCUCCAGUUUCAAUCAGUUUCCACAUAUGCGUGUCAAUCAAUGCGAAUCGCCCAGCAAGAAUGGCCCAAAGCCAUUGUAUCGUGUGCCACCGUUUCCCAUCCAGCAUUUGCAGACGAUAUUUGCGGUGUCCAAGAAGCUGCUGACCAAGGAUACCCUCGACUAUUUGGAUGAGCUGGGCAGCGAUAUAUUCUCAUUGCAUUUGAAUAAUGGCAAUUGCUACAAGAGCUUCUCGGAGAUGCUCAAUUUGGUGCUGGUCACAUUGUUGCGCGAACUGUUGCAGCAUCAGAUCGAUCUGCCCACACCGUUCACCAAGGAUGUCCAGGAGUUUGUCAAGCGACUCUUUCUCAACGGCCAAACGGAGCUGCAGAACAAGCAGCAGGAUCAGGAGCGCGAACGACGCGAAGAAAAUGGCAUCGCCGUCGUCAACAAAUACAAAAUUAAUGUGAUGGCAAAUGCCGCCUGCGUGGAUCUAUUGGUUUGGGCCAUACGCGAUGAGACGGUUGAUGUCGACUAUAACGUGCCAUCAUUGCAAAAUGGCUUGCAUUUUUUAUUGAAAAAAGAGGCGGACAAACUGUGCGGACGACUGUCCCAGAAGCUCAAUCUGAUGCUGAGCCAUAAGAUCGUGAUGGAUCAUAUGCCGCUGCUAAUGGUCUGUCUGGAGGGAUUGGGCAAGCUGGCACAGAAGUUUCCCAAUAUUGCCGGCACAUCGAUAUCGUAUCUGCGUGAUUUUCUUGUCGAUCCCAGCCCGAUAUUGGGUAAACUGCAUACGUAUGCAAUGCAAACGCUUGCGCUCCAAAAGAAGGAGAAGGAACUGACGCCAUUCAAGAUUGUUGUCCAGCAUUCGGAUUCGCGUUCGGUUGUCGACAUCUUUGGUGACAAUCAAAAGCAGCCAGGCACUGGACGCAGCGGUCAUGCGGCCUUCGAGGCACUCCGCGAUGCUGCAAUUGAGAAUCUAUCAAUUGCCCUGCGCUCUGCUCACACGCUGGACCAGUUCUGUGUGCCCGCUUUGGUUGCCAACGUCUCCAAUCGUUUGUUCACCGCCGAGAAGCACGAGAGUGAGUCAACGCUAGUCAGUUUGAACAUAAUUGUGAUGCUGGGUCACGUGGCCGUCGCAUUGAAGGACACAUCGAAGACGACACAAAACAUACUGCAGUUCUUCAUACAGCGGUUCUGCAAGGUGCCAUCGGAGCAGAAUGCAUUGAUUGUCGAUCAACUUGGCUGCAUGAUCAUCUCGCAGUGUGAGACGCACAUAUUCGAUGAGAUCAUGAAGAUGUUCUCGCGCGUCACCGUACAAUCGGCAUCGCUGGCAUAUAACUCAGAUCCGGAGAAUCGCAAGCAAUUCCAUCAUGUCUCCGAUGCGGUUGUCAAUGCAUUGGGCAACAUUGCUGGCAACAUUCAGGGCGAUGCCGAGAUGCUUGAGUUGCUUGGCAAACUGUUGGAGUUGUUUGUCCAAAUUGGACUCGAUGGCGAACGGUCAUACGAUAAUACGCCGGGUGCGCAAAAGGCCAGCUCGCGUGCCGGUAACCUGGGCAUGCUUAUACCCGUAAUUGCUGUUCUCAUGCGUCGCCUGCCGCCGAUCAAGAAUCCGCGUCAACGUCUGCACAAGCUCUUCAAAGAUUUCUGGGCGUACUGUGUCGUUAUGGGAUUCACAAAUGCCCGACUCUGGCCAGCCGAUUGGUAUCAGGGUGUGCAGCAGAUAGCGGCCAAAUCGCCGCUGCUCAUCUCACAGACGGCACACAAAUCGGAUAUGCGGGAACUCAACUAUACGCUGGCCAUUAAGAGCGAUUCGGUGAAUGAGCUGCGCAGCCAAAUACUGGUGCUGCUCGAGCAUUCCUCGGACAAUGUGGCCGCUUGCAUCAAUAAGCUCAGCUUUGCCCAGUGCACCUAUCUGCUCAGCGUCUAUUGGCUCGAAAUGCUGCGAGUCGAAAAUGCCGAUGAGCCCAGCCUGGAGCCCAUUAUGAGCUACCUAUGCGAUACGGCUCUCCAAAAGGACAAAACCAACAUUUGGCAAUGCGUUAAAUGCGUUGCCGAUCAGGUUUUUGAGAAAUUUCGCAAUGUGCUGUUUGCGCACGAUGAGAUCCGCGAGAAGGUGCUGGAAUCGCAGGCGACGCUGCUGUUGGUGUACUUCAAUCACAUCCAUAAGCAGAUCCAGCUGGUGGCGGAUCAGUAUCUAUCGCAGCUGGUCGAUCGCUUUCCGCAUCUGCUGUGGAAUCGUCGUGUGUUGUGGUGCAUGCUGGACAUACUACAGUUGCUGGCGUACUCAUUGUCACUGGAUCCCAACGAGGAGACGCCCAUUUUGCGUGUGGUCUCAACGCCGUAUACGCUGCAAUUGAUGGACUCGCUGCCGGCACGCGAGCUCCGGCUCAAAGAUUUCGCCGAUCGCUGUCAGGGCAUUGUGAACGAGGCAAUGAAGUGGGCGCCACGCUCGACACGCUCCCAUCUGCAGGAGUAUCCCAAUCAGAUACCGACACCAGUGCUGGCCCAUCACAGCGGCCUGGCGUUGGCCUUCGAUUCGGUUGUCAACAGCAGCACCCUGCAUCCGGGCAAUGCGCUGAGCACGCUCAGCAAGCGGCCCAGUUGCGUUAAUUCGGAUACGCCACGAUUCGUUUCCGUGCUGUGUCUGCGCAGCAAAUACGCCGGCGAGAUAAGCGGCCUGCUGUCCGUGUUGAGUGAACAGGAUAAGGUUGGCCUCGCCGAUCGACUGGUGAGCGAUGUGUGGGGUGCCUGUGCGGAGAAGAGCGAUGCUCGACAUCGUGGCGCUUUGUGGCGUGCCACUGCCUAUCUGAUCAUCUGUGCCGAGAUCGAUCGCAAGCUGCUGCAUGCGGUGGCCAGUUCGCAAUUGGAACUGUUUACGGAGUCAGCGAUGGAGACGGCUGUCGAGUGCUGGCAAUGGGUGUUAACCGCUCGACAGGAUCUCGAGCUGUGCUUCAUCCAGGAGAUGGUCAGUGCGUGGCAGACAACGUUCGAGAAGCGUAUGGGUCUAUUCGCCUGGGAAAUGGAGGGCACCAAUCCAUUAGCCGCCUACGACGGCUGCAAACUGGUCAGCAAACCGAUCCUAAUUGCACCGCAUCUCAUCUGGCUGCAGUUACUCUCCGAAAUGGUGGACACGGCCAAAUAUUGUAAUCGCGACAAGGUGGAAAUGUUCUGUCUGCUUCUGCAUCGCUGUCUGCCCAUAUUGAAGAGCAGUCGACAGAAUCGUCAGGUGGCCACUGUUGGCUGUCGCUUCAAGUUGCUGCAGUGCGGCCUGUUCUUGCUACAGGGCAACACGAUACCCAAAUCGCUGGCACGGAACAUUUUGAGGGAGCGCAUCUAUUCGAAUGCACUCGACUAUUUUUGCGGACCGCCCACGUGCCCCAAUCAGAGUCGGGAACAGCUGCUCGAGGAUAUACUGAUCUUGCUCAAAUUCUGGCAAACGAUGCGCAGCGAAAAGAAACAUUUGGUCACAUCGGAGGUGGGUGAUUAUGAUAUAACCAGCACAUCGGUUAGCUCCACCCAAAUGUUGGCGGUGCGCAAUAAUCCAGAGACAGCAUCGCUAAUCAGUGGUGGCGCCGAAUAUGCUCGCUCCAUGAGUGCAACGGGCAAUGCAAGUGGCUGGUACAACACCAUACCACAUUCAACGUCCACGUUGUCGAAGCGUUCGUAUCGCUCCAAGCGUUUGCAAUACCAGAAGGAUUCAUAUGACAAGGAUUACAUGAAGAAGCGCAAUCUGAUACUCGAACUGCUUGCCGUCGAACUGGAGUUCCUCAUCACCUGGUAUAAUCCCAACAGUCUGCCCGAUCUGAUAGUGCCAGGCGAGGAGCAGAUCACCGAGUGGCGGAAUCGUCCCUACAAGCCAAAUGUUUGGCGUGACUAUGCCCGCUUAGCAUGGUGCUACAAUCCGGCGCUGGCCGUCUUUCUGCCGCAGCGCAUCAAGAAUGCGGAGACCAUUGACGAGGAGGUGUCGCGACUGGUCUGCUCGGAUCCGAUAGCCGUUUGUCAUAUACCCGAGGCGUUGAAAUAUUUAUGCACCACCAAGAAUCUGCUGCAAGAAAGUCCCGAUCUUGUCUACAUACUAUCCUGGUCAGCGGUGACGCCCAUCCAGGCGCUCUCCUACUUCUCGCGACAAUAUCCAUCGCAUCCGCUGACCGCACAGUAUGCGGUUAAGACGCUCAGCUCAUAUCCGGCGGAAUCAGUGCUGCCGUAUAUACCGCAACUGGUGCAAGCGCUGCGGCACGACACCAUGGGCUAUGUGGUGGAGUUCAUUAAGAAUAUAUCGAAGCGAUCGCAGAUAGUGGCCCAUCAGCUGAUCUGGAACAUGCAGACGAACAUGUACAUGGACGAGGAUCAGCAGCAUCGUGAUCCCAUUCUGUAUGAGGCAUUGGAUGUGCUCACCCAGAACAUCAUUGCCUCAUUCUCUGGCGCCGCAAAACGUUUCUAUGAGCGUGAAUUCGAUUUCUUUGGCAAGAUCACAGCCGUAUCCGGCGAGAUACGAUCCUUCCCCAAAGGCAUUGAGCGAAAGAAUGCCUGCUUGGCGGCACUGAGUCGCAUCAAAGUCCAAUCCGGCUGCUAUCUGCCAUCCAAUCCGGAGGCAAUGGUCCUCGAUAUUGAAUACAGCAGCGGUACGCCCAUGCAGAGUGCGGCCAAAGCACCAUACUUGGCCAGAUUCCGUGUCUAUCGCUGUGGCAUCAACGAGCUCGAGGCACGCGCCAUGGAAGUGUCCAAUAAUCCGAACUCACAGGAGGAUGCCCAUAUGACGCUGGGCGUCGAAUCGUGGCAGGCAGCCAUAUUCAAGGUGGGCGACGAUGUGCGCCAGGAUAUGCUGGCACUGCAAGUGAUCACCAUAUUCAAAAAUAUCUUCCAACAAGUUGGCCUGGAUCUGUUUCUCUUUCCCUAUCGCGUUGUUGCCACAGCACCAGGUUGCGGCGUCAUUGAGUGUGUGCCCAAUGCCAAGUCACGCGACCAGCUGGGCAGGCAGACAGAUUCCGGCCUAUCCGAGUACUUCCAGCAUCAGUAUGGCGAUGAGAGCUCCAAGGAGUUUCAGGCGGCUCGGGCCAAUUUUGUGAAAUCGAUGGCCGCCUAUUCGCUAAUUGGAUAUCUGCUCCAAAUCAAGGAUCGACACAAUGGCAACAUCAUGAUCGACAAGGAUGGCCACAUCAUACACAUAGAUUUUGGCUUCAUGUUCGAAUCAUCGCCGGGCGGCAACAUUGGCUUCGAGCCGGACAUGAAGCUCACCGACGAGAUGGUCAUGAUAAUGGGCGGCAAAAUGGAGGCGCCCACCUUUAAAUGGUUCAGUGAGCUGUGCGUGCAGGCGUUCCUCGCUGUGCGACCCUAUCAGGAUGCGAUUGUCUCGCUGGUAUCGCUAAUGCUGGACACGGGUCUGCCCUGCUUCCGCGGACAGACGAUCAAUCUGCUCAAGCAGCGAUUUGUUGCCACCAAGAACAACAAGGAGGCCGCCGCACACAUGUUGGCCGUCAUACGUAACUCGUAUCAGAAUUUCCGCACGCGUACCUACGACAUGAUCCAGUACUAUCAGAACCAGAUACCCUACUAAAGUCUUCUCUGCCAAUGGAGUUUUCAAUUUUCCUUUUUUUUUUUAUGAUUUUGUUUGUGUUUUGGUUUUAUUGCUUGCAAGGUUGUUGGUCGAGUUGUGUUCUGGUUUUGGUUUGGUUCGGUUUGGUUUGGGGUUCAUUGAUUAGCCAAAUGCUGUAUUAUUUAUUAUACCUAUUAUUUUCA